CCCACGUGGACGAGGCAGUUGGUGAGCGGUGCCGGUUGCUGCAGUCAGGGCUGUGUGUGUAACUGGUGUAACCCGCAGUAAUGGCGGAAUUACUGGAAAACAUCCUGACCAGUCUGCUGCAGCCGGACAAUGCUGUUAUACAGCAGGCCACAGCACAGCUUAAAGAGGCGGUAAAGGAUCCUCUGAUUAUCCCUGCGUUGUGUGAUGUUUUGAGGGGUGCUCAAGAUAUGCAGAUCCGCCAAUUUGCUGCAGUUCUGUUGCGUAGGCGCCUCACUAAACACUGGAAACUAAUGCCGAAAGAACAGCAAGAAAACCUGAAAUCUCUUCUGUUAGAAGCUAUUCAGAGAGAGCCAGAGCACAAGGUGCGUUAUGCUCUUGCUCAACUAACGGCUGUGAUCUUGAGAAAUGAAAAGUUGGAACAUUGGCCACAAUUCAUCCAAUUUGUACUUCAGACAUCUCGUAGUGCAGUUCCUGAACACCGUCAGGUUGGUCUCCUCGUUCUCAAGUGUGCUCUGGAUCUCAGCGCUGAACUGUUCAAAACUCACUUCCCUGACUUGAUCAAAAUGUUUCACCAUACUCUAAAUGAUCUCCAGAAUCCUCCAGUUCUCUUCUAUACUCUGCAGUCUCUCACCAGUGUUGUACCAGAAAUGGCAGGCAAUGAAAUUAAUCUACUAAGGUCUCUUAUUGCAAAGAUACUAACCGCCAUCAGACACCUGAUACAAAGCAAUGAGGUUCAGGCUUGUGAGGCAAUGGAAGUUUUUGAUGAGCUAAUGGAAGGAGAAGUGUCGGUUGUUGUGCAUCACCUUGCUGAGAUUAUUCCUUUUUGCUUGGAGUUGGCGGUAAACACAUCCCUUUCUGAUAAUCUCCGUGUGAAGGCUCUAUCCUGUCUCAGCUUCCUUAUCAGAUUGAAGAGUAAGUCCAUCCUAAAGCAGAAGCUGCUGACUCCAAUUCUUAGUGCUCUUUUUCCCAUCAUGUGUGUGGAGCCUCCUCCUGGCCAGAUGGAUCCUGAGGACCAGGAAGAUGAGAGUGAGUUACUGGAGGAGGAGACUGAGGUGCAGACCCCUAAACACUUUGCAGUUCAGGUCAUUGACAUGCUAGCCCUUCAUCUACCUCCUGAGAAGCUCUUCCCUCAACUGACACCCCUUAUGGAACCCUGUCUCCUUAGUUCAAACCCAUACCAGAGGAAGGCCGGUCUUAUGUGUCUAGGUGUGCUCAGUGAAGGUUGUGCUGAACACAUUCGCAACAAGCAUCUAAAGUCUAUGCUGAAAGUGGUGUGUGAAGCCUUGUCAAAUGAAAGUCAAGUUGUGAGAAAUGCUGCACUUUUUGCUUUGGGACAAUUUUCUCAAAAUCUACAGCCGGAUAUCAGUGAAUAUUCAGAUUCAGUACUUCCUCUUCUCCUGGGGUAUAUUUCCCAAGUCGAUCCAUCCCAUACUGCACAUCUAACAAAAGCCUAUUAUGCACUGGAGAACUUUGUGGAGAAUCUCGGCAGUAAGAUUGAACCAUACCUUCCCACUCUUAUGGAACGGAUCUUGGUGUCCCUAGACAACUCGAACAAUAACAGAGUGAAAGAGCUGUCAGUGAGUGCUCUUGGUGCUAUUGCCAAUGGUGCAGAGAAGUUACUUUUACCAUAUUUCUCUUCUGUGAUGGAGUCUUUAAAAGUUCAUCUUGUACAGACUGGAGAAGAAGGAAAACACAUACAGAUACAAUGUCUUGAAACGCUUGGAGUUUUGGUACGAAAUCUAGGAAAAGAUGCCUUCCUACCUUUGGCAGAAGAUUGCUGUCUUCUGGGACUAGGUCUUUGUGACAGAAUGGAUGACCCAGAUAUGAGGCGCUGCGCUUACAGCCUAUUUGCUGCUCUGUCUGGGAUCAUGGAAGAUUCAAUUUCUGUGCAUCUAGAGAAAAUGACAACAUUAAUGCUUUUGUCCCUGAAGUCAAAGGAAGGAAUAGUGGUCCAUUACAGUGAGAAUCGCACCUUCAUGCUCUUUGAAGAUGAAGCCGAUGAGGAUGAUGUGAUUCAGGAUGCAGAAGAGGAGGAGGAGGAUCCAGACAUUGAAGGGUUCAGUGUGGAGAACUCUUACAUAGAGGAAAAAGAAGAUGCGUGCUUAGCUUUAGGCGAGAUUGCAUACAAUGCAAGCUCUUCAUUUUUCCCUUAUCUUGAUUCAUGCUUCAAGGAGAUGUCUAAGCAUAUUGAGUCUCCUUAUACCGGAGUCCGGAAGGCAGCAUAUGACGCUUUGGGGCAGUUAGUACGUUCCAUGAAUAAUGUGUGUAAGAAGAACCCAAGUGAAGCCAACACAGCAGCCCUGUUGUGUCUCCUCUCUCUCCUAAUCCCUCCUUGCCUGCAUGGGGCACUACACGAUAAAGAACGUGCAGUGGUCAUGUCUAUCCUGGACACUUUGAACCACCUUCUGAAAGAAGUAAAGGAGCUUUGUAUAAGAGAGCCUUCACAGUUGGAGAAUUUGUGUACUGUCAUCCAAGCCGUUUUACAAUGCAAGACAUUGUGUCAAGAUCCUGAUGCAGAUGAUGAAGAUGAGCAGCAGGCGGAGAUGGACUCCAUGCUGAUAGAAUAUGCAGGAGAGGGGAUUCCUCUGAUCGCAGCAGCAGUCGGUGGCGCCACAUUUGCCCCAUAUUUUGCUGGAUUUCUUCCAUUGCUCCUUAACAAAGUUAAACCCACUUGCUCACCAGCGGAGAAGUCCUUUGCAGUGGGCACUUUGGCAGAAUCUGUGGUGGCCAUUGGUCCAGCAACUGUUCAAUUUGUACAGCAAAUCCUCCCAGCUUUUAUCACAGGGGUGCGAGAUGAAGAUAACGAAGUGCGGAGUAAUUCAGUGUUUGGACUUGGUGUCCUAGCAGAGCAUGGUGGUGACGUUAUACAGCAACAAUACCCCAAGCUUCUCUCCAUAUUGUCUUCCAUUAUCAGCUGUGAGAAAAACACACGGGUUUUGGACAAUGUGUGUGGGGCUGUAAGUCGAAUGGUGCUCAGUCACCCAAACGGUGUUCCUUUGGAACAGGUUUUUCCAGUGAUGCUACGUUCUAUGCCACUGAAAGAGGAUUUUGAGGAGAAUACUACAGUAUUCAAGUGCAUUGCAUUCCUAUACGAGAACUUCACUUCUCAGGUUAUCACACAGUUAGCAGAAAUUGCUAGAAUCUUUGGUCAUUGUUUGGGCACAAAGGAAAUACAACCAGAUACAGAGAACUGUUUAAUUCUCCUUUUGAGGGACAUCGCACAGAAGUUUCCACAAGAUUUUCACAAUGCUUUGAAGUCCGUUCCUGCUGAAGCAUCUUCCAAACUCAGUGCAGUUCUCGGUCCCGCAUGAGGAGCAUCUUAGUAUGUUCUAGUUAGUAUCGGAGGAAUUCAUAUGGCGCGUUUGUUUUCAAGUUGCAGUUCAUAGUUAAGAGUUUUAAAUUCCAGCCAUUGGACUAUGUGUUUAAUGUCACCAAGCAUUUGCAGUUACCUGUAUCUCAGAACAGUUUGCAGGAAGGUCUCAUAAAAUUGCACCGACUGUGAGGGGGCUCCACCAAUCUCAAGCCAAAGCAAUAAAGAUGAAAUGUUCUUUACAGACG
This is a messenger RNA of Pelobates fuscus (common spadefoot toad), 3558 nucleotides long. It is a transcript of the gene IPO4, whose product is annotated as importin 4. The transcript is spliced from 31 exons. Lineage: Eukaryota; Metazoa; Chordata; Amphibia; Anura; Pelobatidae. Bases 81 to 3311 code for a protein of 1076 amino acids. Gene Ontology annotation, molecular function: nuclear import signal receptor activity; small GTPase binding. Gene Ontology annotation, biological process: protein import into nucleus. Gene Ontology annotation, cellular component: cytoplasm; nucleus. The record is from RefSeq and is a predicted model, not a curated record.